GCAUAAUGCUCUUGCCCUCCAAGAAGGACCUCAAGGCCGCCCUGGAGGUCUUUGCUGUUUUCCAGUGGGCCCUCAGUGUCUUCGUUAUCGCAACCACCGUGAUCCUUGUCAACCUCUACCUGGUAGUGUUUACAUCAUACUGGCCUGUCACUGUGCUCAUUCUCACCUGGCUGGCUUUUGACUGGAAGACCCCUGAGCGAGGCGGCCGCCGGUUUACCUGUGUGAGGCAAUGGUGCCUGUGGAGACACUACUGCAAUUACUUUCCCCUCAAGCUUUUGAAGACUCAAGAUAUCUCCCCCAGUCACAACUACAUCCUUGUCUGCCACCCUCAUGGGGUCUUGUCCCAUUCAUGGUUUGGCCACUUUUCCACGGAGACUUCAGGCUUCUCCAAGAUCUUUCCUGGCAUUACCCCUUAUAUGCUUACACUGGGAGCCUUUUUCUGGGUGCCUUUCCUCAGAGAAUACGUAAUGUCCACAGGGACCUGCUCUGUGAGCCAGUCCUCCAUGGACUUUCUGCUCACGCAUAAAGGCACAGGCAACAUGCUGGUCGUGGUGGUGGGCGGCCUGGCCGAGUGCAGAUAUAGCCUGCCCGGCUCUUACACGCUGGUGCUGAAGAACCGGUCCGGCUUUGUGCGCAUGGCCCUGCGGCACGGGGUGGCUCUAAUCCCUGUCUAUGCCUUUGGGGAAACGGACCUCUACGAUCAGCACAUUUUCACUCCUGGGGGCUUGGUCAACCGCUUCCAGAAGUGGUUCCAGAGGAUGGUACACAUCUACCCUUGUGCUUUCUAUGGGCGCGGCUUCAUCAAGAACUCCUGGGGCCUUCUGCCCUAUGCUCAUCCUGUAACCACCAUUGUUGGAGAGCCUCUACCAGUGCCCAAGAUUGAGAACCCAAGCCAGGAGACUGUGGCUAAAUACCAUGCACUCUACAUUGAUGCCCUACGCAAACUAUUUGACCAGCAUAAGACCAAGUUUGGCAUCUCAGAGACCCAGGAGCUGGUGAUAGUUUGACAGACAUCCCUAGCAGCCUCUCAGCCUGGCUGAGAGGAGGACGAAAAACAGGAGGAUGAAAGUCACCUAUGGGGCUCCAGCUCCUGAUUUGACCAGUCCUCAUUAUGGGGAGGGGCUGUCC
This is a messenger RNA of Galeopterus variegatus (Sunda flying lemur), 1128 nucleotides long. It is a transcript of the gene AWAT2, whose product is annotated as acyl-CoA wax alcohol acyltransferase 2. Lineage: Eukaryota; Metazoa; Chordata; Mammalia; Dermoptera; Cynocephalidae. Gene Ontology annotation, molecular function: retinol O-fatty-acyltransferase activity. Gene Ontology annotation, cellular component: endoplasmic reticulum membrane. The record is from RefSeq and is a predicted model, not a curated record. Bases 6 to 1007 code for a protein of 333 amino acids. Gene Ontology annotation, biological process: lipid metabolic process. The transcript has 7 exons.